AUGAUCGAGCUGCUGAAGCGUUGGCUGCGAGCGCACGCAGUGAACCGCAACCUCGAGGAGGACGACGUGGCAAGGAUCAGCAACCUGCUCCGAGACCUCCUGAACCACUCGGACUUGUUCCCCUCGCACAACGCCAGGAGCUUCAUGCGCACCGUGGCGGACGUGUACGACCACCUGCAGCGGCAGCUCCGCGACGUCCUGGAGCACGACCGCACCUGCGCCGAGCUGGCGACCCGCGUGCUGUCGCUUUCCAGGAACCUCGUCUCCGACGCCGUCGCCUUCCUCAUCCUGGGCCCGACGGACCUCACCCAGACGGACACCAGGAGGGAGGAAUGGCUGCCGUCGCUGGAGGUGGUCUCGCUCUGGGCUUCGAUCACCCCAGAGGGUACUCCCCUGCCAGCAGCGGACGAGGCCCAGCAGAACGCUAUGCGGGAGGCGUGGGGCACCUACUGCGGGGCUCUGAUGAAGGACGUCCUCAGCACGCCCUGGACCAUCCGCGUGUUCCACGGUACUACUGAGGACGAUCUGGUAGCCAAGAUGAGAGCCGGCAUGAUCAAGGACGGAGCGAAGCCCGCCGACGGCAAGCCGACGCGCCACCCAGCGGAUUCAAUGCGGGAGCACAUGUCGGCUGCGGAUCCAAUCUGGAUUGUGUCUGGUUCCAGUUGCCCCAGCCUCCCCUCGGCCAUCCCCCCCGUCUCUGAACUCCUGAAGAUCGCGUGGGUCGCGGCCGAGUUCGACAAGGGGAACUUCAACCACAGUGGCCUGGCUGGCCCUUUCAGGCAGCGUGGGCACCAGCCGGAGCUGGCGCGGCUGAACUACCUCUACGCGGUGCAGGGCCUCUUCGACCUUCUGUACCUGCUGAGCGAGGUUCUGACCCAGUUCCAUCGCAUCAGCGAUGGCCUCGGAGACUAUGGGCUGAUCCGCAUCGCGCCCUGGCUGCACCCCUGCCUCGACUCGAUGGUGGAGAAGGUCCAGGCGCUCAAGGGCUGCCUCGAGGUGCUGAACGAGGCGGUGGACACCGAGCUCGUCCUCGCCAAGGCGCGGGGCGUGCGGGUGAAGAAGCCGCGCCCGAGCGAGCUCAUGAGCGCCCGCGCCCACUCCGCGAUACAGCGGGCCAUCGCGAGCCGGGAGAGCCACGUGCAGGUGCUGCUGGUGGCCCUAAAGGAACUCCGCGAGCGGUCGUCGCCCGAGCGCAUGCCCCACGUCCAGGAGGGCCUGGGCUCGGCCUGCCUGCAGCUGCAGGGCGUGCUGGAGUCGGCGCAGUUCCGGCAGUGCGUGGGCGACGUCGUGGAGAAGUUCCCUCCGCUGCGGGACAUGGGCGCGCCGAUGCAGGAGGCGUUCCCGGCCCUGCUGGCAGCCGGUGGCCUCGGGUCCGGCUCGUUCAGCUCGGACGAGGACGACGAGGAGGACGCGGACCUCGGGGGCGGGGCCGAGCAGGCCGACGCCCAGGCGCCGCCGCGGGGCGUCGCGCGGGCGAGGACGCUGCCCGCGCCACCGCCCGCCCUCGCGGCCCCAGCCGGGGCGCGCAGGGAGCGCUCCCAGGACGCCCAGCGCCGCUCGCGGCGAGAGCCUGGAGCGGGCGGGGCCGGCCAGGAGAGCAGGAGCGAGCCCGCCGACGACCGCCCCGUGCGCGCCAUCAGCAUGGACCAACUCGAGCCCCCCAGCCCCGCGGCGGGCGGCAACCCCUUCGACUCGGUGGAGGCUUAA
Molecule: messenger RNA, 1707 nt
Organism: Prorocentrum cordatum
Lineage: Eukaryota; Dinophyceae; Prorocentrales; Prorocentraceae
Source: the annotation of a GenBank genome assembly